This is a messenger RNA of Gaeumannomyces tritici R3-111a-1, 873 nucleotides long. RefSeq lists its product as hypothetical. NCBI's taxonomy places the organism in Eukaryota, Fungi, Ascomycota, Sordariomycetes, Magnaporthales, Magnaporthaceae. Bases 1 to 873 code for a protein of 290 amino acids. The record is from RefSeq and is a predicted model, not a curated record. Gene Ontology annotation, cellular component: cytoplasm; nucleus. The transcript is spliced from 2 exons. Gene Ontology annotation, molecular function: protein binding.
AUGGCGCCGUGGAUGAUGGCGACGGAGACUGGAGAGAACAAAGUGCAGCCCAACCUCCUGGCCUGGCUCGAAGAAACCAACGCCCUGCGCUGGGCUUGCCACGGUGACGAUGAGGAUCUGGUGCGCUUCCUGCUGAGCGCCGGGAUCGCGCCCAACGAGAAUGCCAUAGUACAAGCCGCCGCCAAAGCGAGGGAAAAAGGGGACCUACGCGUCCUGGGACUCCUGCUGGACGCGGGCUGGGACAUUAACAAGCCUAUCCGGGAUGGCACGCCCAUUCUAGGCGCUUUCAUCAGACACCCAAACCUAGUCUCAUGGUGCCUCUCGCGCGGUGCCGACCCCAACGCUCCCAGCGGCUCGGCAACCUCGAGGACCAUCAUGGAGUUCGCCGCCGCCUACGCCUCCCCGGCCACGGUGAGGCUGCUGGUGGAAGAGCACGGCGCGUCUGUGACGGGCGGCUCGCUCGUCGCGCACGCAUCCAUGGUUCACGCCGAAAUCUCGCCGCCCGUCAAGAACCCGAAGCCCUCUAGCGGCACGGAGCACGGCCGGCUCGAGGUUGCGCGCUUCCUCCUGGACGCGGGCGCGCCCGUAGACGCGUACCACCUGCAGAACCGGGGCGACGACGGCGGCCGCCCGCAGCAGCAGGAACGAACCUGCUGCGGCCUCACCGAGGCGGUGCUUUUCGGGCAGCAGAACGCGCUCCACUUCGCCGCCUGGGGCGGCAGGACCGACAUGGUGCGGCUGCUGCUUGAGAGGGGCGCCGACAGGACCGCGCCGACGUGCUCCAUGUGGACGGACAACGCCACCUUGUCGCCGCUGGAGUUUGCUCUCAAGUAUGGGCAAGACGAGGUUGCGGACCUGCUGCGUGAGGCCUGA